Molecule: messenger RNA, 264 nt
Organism: Aspergillus calidoustus
Lineage: Eukaryota; Fungi; Ascomycota; Eurotiomycetes; Eurotiales; Aspergillaceae
Source: the annotation of a GenBank genome assembly
AUGCCUCAUCUUCCAGAUUUAUCCAAGAAGGAACCGUCAACGAAGGAACUUCUUGACAAGUUCAAAACGAGGGAUAGUAAUAUCGGAGAGUCCGUUGCAAGCCCCGAGUCGCGAUUAGCGGAGGGGAUGCAUUACGAUAGAAACAAGGCUCCGGCUCUACAGGAUAUGGAGAAGGCGAGAUCGGAGAAAGUCGAUGUAGAAGGAGGAGCUUCGAGGAGUGUUGUUGAUAGUAUCAGGACGCACAAUCCGUCUGGAGUCGCCUAG